AUGCCGCCCUCGCUCCUCUCGCUCCCCGACGAGCUCCUCGACCUCGUCGUCGACCAAGCGCUCGGCGAGUUUGCGCCGAGGCUGUACAAGGCGCGGCAAGACACCUGUCGUACCCUGUCGCUCGUCAACAAGCGCGUCGGCGCCAUCGCCCAGCCCAAACUCGUCGAGGUCGUGCACGCCUUCAUGUUCUCGCAGCCCGGCUUCCGGGCCCGGCUUAAGCUUGAGCAGGUGCCUCGGCGCAACCGCGUGAGGGUGCUGUGCCUCGAGGGCGUCGGCUUGAACGGUUCAGUCGACGGCUUCCUGUCGUUCGCCGCCGUUCGCGACCUGCGGCUCACGGUCUUUCGGGAAGUCCGCCUCGAGGACCUCGGCCAGCUACCAGAGCUUCGCGCGCUCGUCCUCUCGAACGGCAGCUUCUCGAUCAACAAGCCCUUGGUCGCGCCCAAGCUCGAGCGACUCGCCAUCUCGAGCUGCGCCUUCAACCGUCUAGUCGACAUGCAGGCCUUGACCGCAAAAGGCUGUCCUUCUCUGCGGCACCUGUACGCCGACAUGUUGCCAAAGCCACGGCCAUUGUGGACGCGCGACCUCGUCGCUCAAGUCGACACAUUGGGCGUCGAGCUCUACUACGACUACUCGCAGCGGCCCUCGUGGACGAGCAUCGUCGGCCCUGGCAACGGCCCAGAAGACGAGGCGUUUUUCGACAAAGCGCUGUUCGACCUGUAUUCAAGCGAGGUCGAUAACCUGCCCGACUCAAAAAGGGACGUCAAGCACCUUCGCCUUCAUGUCAGCGGUACGUUGAUACGGGUCGACUCGACACCGAUCGCCGCCCAACUCGCCGUCCUCGCCGGCCACCUGUCGACGGCCUACCCGGCCCUCGAGACCCUGUACCUCCCGCUCGUCCUCGACACCUCGCGCGUCAUGCAUCAGCGCAAGCUGGUCGACGCCGUCGAGAAGCUCGUCGCAGCAUGCGCGAGGCAGCACGUCGAGGUCGUGCACGAGCACGGGCUCGACGCCGACGUGUUUGGCGAGGACCGCGCUGCGCCGCACUUUGAGGCGCGCUGCAGGCGCAUCAAGGCCGAGCGGGCGGCGGCGGCAACGACGACGAGCGCGAGGUUGAGCGGCGCGAGGGCUGUGCACUGA
Molecule: messenger RNA, 1137 nt
Organism: Rhodotorula graminis WP1
Lineage: Eukaryota; Fungi; Basidiomycota; Microbotryomycetes; Sporidiobolales; Sporidiobolaceae
Exons: 2
Coding region: 1-1137 (378 amino acids)
Source: RefSeq, a predicted model, not a curated record